AUGGAGUCUCAUCCCGAAGCAGAGGCAUUUGCCUCUGGUAUUGCGACCCCGAACGAGGAGAUUGGUCUUCUCCGUGAUCGGCGCAGACAUUCGUUCCACGCUCAUUCUAGAAGACUCUCGUGCGACUAUCAAGAUGCCGAUGCCGUCUUUAUCAGGGUCGAACUCUUCUUGGCCGAACUCGAACGUCGAAUGCAAUGGAUCGAGCAAUACCGGAAAUCCCAUAUGGUGCAGGUUGAUGCCAGUCUCAAGCGGGGCUAUGCGACUCUAGAGGCUGUGAGGGAGCAAUGCUCCCUCGCCUCGGGAGAGCUGAUGGGAAGUGGAAAAAAGCGGGCAAAGAUUCUGGUCGAAACCCUCGAGGAUGGAUACAAUGAAGCUCUGGCAACCAAGGAGACUCUUGAGCAAAAGGCGCAAGCCGGUGUGCGGUUAAUGGAGUCAUUCUUAGUCGAACUUGAGAACAAAGUGCAAGCGGUUCGUGAUCGCGGCAUUUAUGGCACUAUUGAUGACGGGUUGAAAGCGAUGGAUUCGGGUUUGGUUCAUGCCCGGGAAAUCGUCGAUGAGGGUAUGGAGUGUGCCCGCCGGACUCGCGAUACUCUCCGAGAUACCGUUGAAGAAGCAAUCCGACUGGCCCAGGAGAAGCGAUUGAUCAACUACCAUGAACUGCCUCAUCCAUGGCGCGUCAACCCGCACAUUAUCAAUGGCUACCGAUUCACCACUUCCAAGGUGGAAUGUGUCUCGUCGAUCUUCACUUAUUCGAAUGAGAUGUUCAACAUCUGGUCUCAUGUGAUCGGCCUUGUCAUCGUCCUAGCCAUCGCCUUUUACUUUUACCCGCUUCACACCAAUUUCCACAUGAGCUCCAAAUCCGACAUCACAAUCGUUGCUGUUUUCUUCUUUGCUGCAUGCAAAUGUUUAGUUUGCAGCACUAUCUGGCAUACUAUGAACAGUAUCGCUUCGCAGUCAUUGAUGGAACGAUUCGCUUGUGUUGACUACACUGGAAUCUCUAUGCUAGUCGCUGCCUCGAUUGUGACGACUGAAUACACUGCUUUCUAUUGCGAGCCCCUCUCCCGGUGGACAUACAUUCUGCUUACCAUGUCACUGGGCAUCGGUGGCAUCAUUCUACCGUGGCAUCCAACCUUCAACCGCCACGAUAUGGCUUGGGCCCGCGUGGGCUUCUAUGUGACCCUAGCACUUACUGGUUUCUCGCCCAUCGCUCAGCUCUCCUAUACACGUGGUUUCUCAUGGACUAUGUAUUUCUAUGCACCAGUCUUGAAGAGCAUUAUGGUCUAUUUUGUCGGUGCUUGUGUCUACGCCUCCAAGAUUCCUGAGCGCUGGAAGCCAGGUCUUUUUGAUUACUUCGGUGGCAGCCACAAUAUCUGGCACCUGGCUGUCCUGGGCGGUAUCUUCUUCCACUACCACGCCAUGCAGGACUUGUUCGCAGGAGCCUUCCUACGAGCUCAGGGCGAGUGUCCGAAUCUGACAAUGUGA
Molecule: messenger RNA, 1482 nt
Organism: Penicillium vulpinum
Lineage: Eukaryota; Fungi; Ascomycota; Eurotiomycetes; Eurotiales; Aspergillaceae
Product: hemolysin III family protein
Exons: 2
Coding region: 1-1482 (493 amino acids)
Cellular component (GO): membrane
Molecular function (GO): signaling receptor activity
Source: RefSeq, a predicted model, not a curated record